This is a messenger RNA of Oryza brachyantha (malo sina), 2641 nucleotides long. Its product is annotated as probable glycosyltransferase STELLO2. Bases 53 to 2401 code for a protein of 782 amino acids. The record is from RefSeq and is a predicted model, not a curated record. The transcript has 3 exons. Lineage: Eukaryota; Viridiplantae; Streptophyta; Magnoliopsida; Poales; Poaceae.
CCCGGCCCGUCGUCAGAUCUCGCCUUCGCCGACCCCCUAGGCGUCGUCGAGGAUGCUCGUGCAGGACCGCGUCUCGCCGCACGCGGCCGUGGCGGGGGGAGGGGGCGGGCAGAAGACGCCCACGUCGCCGCGGGGGGUGCCGGGCGCGGACAGGCGGCACCCGCGGCCGUUCGCCAAGAACCUCGACUUCGCCACGUGGGCGUCGGAGCACUCCUCCAAGCUGCUGCUGCUGCUCUUCGCGGUGGCGUCCGCGGCGGCGGUGUACCUCCUGCGGGGCGCGGCGCCCGACGCCGCGUCGCUGCUCUGCCUCGACCGGUCGCGCUCGGCCUCGUCCUCGGGGCCCGCCAGGCUGCCGUACCCGGACGUCGCGUGGUCCGCCGUCCCGCCGAUGGCGAUCGCGGCGGGGACGCCGUUCGCGUCGUUCCGCGCGGAGAGGUGGAUCGUGGUCUCCGUCUCGUCCCCGCCCACCGCGGCGCUCGGGGCGCUCGCGCGCGUCAAGGGGUGGCAGCUCCUCGCCGUCGGCAACUCCCACACGCCCUCCGGGUGGGAGCUCAAGGGCGCCAUCUUCCUCUCCCUCGAGCUCCAGGCGCAGCUCGGCUACCGCUCCGUCGACUUCCUGCCCUACGCGUCCCACGUCCGCAAGACGGCCGGCUACCUCUUCGCCAUCCAGCACGGGGCCAAGGUGAUCUUCGACGCGGACGACCGCGCCGAGGUUCCAGGCAACGAUCUGGGGAAGCAUUUCGAUGUCGAUUUGGGAUCUGGGGUCACCAACCACCCCGUGUUGCUGCAGUACAGCCACGCGGAUCCGAACAGGACGGUGGUGAAUCCCUACGUGCACUUCGGGCAGCGUUCCGUGUGGCCGCGGGGGCUGCCGCUGGAUAAGGUUGGGGAGGUGGCUCACGAGGUGUUCUACACCGAGGUGUUCAGUGGCCGGCAAUUCAUUCAGCAAGGGCUGUCAGAUGGAUUGCCCGAUGUGGAUGCUGUGUUCUACUUCACAAGGAAGCCACCAACUGCAGCGUUCGAUCUGAGGUUUGAUGCAGAGGCACCAAAGGUGGCACUGCCACAGGGCACGAUGGCACCAGUGAAUUCGUUCAACACAUUGUUUCACACGCCGGCUUUCUGGGGCCUCAUGAUGCCAGUGUCAGUAAGCUCCAUGGCGUCAGAUGUGAUCCGUGGAUACUGGGCGCAACGGAUCUUGUGGGAGAUUGGUGGGUAUGUGGCUUUCUACCCACCGACUAUUUACCGGAAGGACCAUAUCCAGGCCUAUCCGUUCGCCGAGGAGAAGGACCUGCAUGUGAAUGUGGGUCGGUUGAUCAAGUUUCUGAAUGAGUGGAGGUCAAACAAGAGAACACUGUUUGAAAGGAUUCUUGAUUUGAGUUAUGCCAUGGCUGAGGAAGGUUUCUGGACAGAGCAGGAUGUGAGAUUAACGGCUGCCUGGUUGCAGGACCUGCUUUCAGUUGGUUACAGGCAGCCUCGGCUCAUGUCGUUAGAAAUCGACAGGCAGAGAGCAACCAUUGGAGAGGGUGACAUGAAGGAAUUUGUGCCCAAGAAGCUGCCAUCUGUGCAUUUGGGGGUUGAUGAGAUUGGUACAGUGAACUAUGAGAUUGGAAACCUGAUUAAGUGGAGAAAGAACUUUGGAAAUGUUGUGUUGAUCAUGCAUGUUAGUGGGCCUGUGGAUCGCACAGCACUCGAGUGGAGGCUUCUAUAUGGACGGAUUUUCAAGACAGUUAUCAUACUAGCUGAACAGAGCAACAAGGAGCUUGCUGUUGAGCACUGUGCGCUGUCACAUGCAUACAAGUUUCUGCCCAAGGUAUUUGCAAGAUACGGCGGUGCUGAUGGAUUUCUCUUCCUGCAAGACCACAUGAUUCUUAACUACUGGAACCUGCUGCAGGCUGACAAGGAAAAACUUUGGAUAACCAACAAGAUUGCGCACUCUUGGGUUACCGUUCCGUUGGAGAGUAACAAAGAGGAAUGGUUUGUAAAGCAAGGCUCAAUGGUUAAGCAGGUUAUUGGCAGUUCCCCAGUUCAUUUCCAGACAAACUAUAAAGAAAGCAUGGGCGAAGAUAAGAUUGCAUUCUGUGGCAGUGAGCUUUUUUACAUACCGCGUCAGUUUGUUGAGGAUUUUGGUGACCUCGUGGGGCUUGUUGGCGACUUGGAAUUGCACCAUAAAAUUGCUGUCCCAAUGUUUUUCCUAGCGAUGGAUUCACCUCAAAAUUUUGACUCCGAUGCUCUGGCUGGAACAGUGUUCAGGACCAACUUGGCGGGCAACGAGACUUUCUCAAGUAUUUAUACCGCUCAAGCACCUGCUGUUUUCCCACUGAAAGUACAGAACGAGAUUGAUUUUAUAAAGCUUAUCCGGGUUAUGUCCACGGGAGACCCUCUUCUAAUGGAGUUGGUAUAAUACAUAUUCUGUAGUUGAAACGAAACUUCAUCCUUGUUGCAGUGUGGACAGGGUAGACAGCCAUAGUUUUCUGUUUUCAAGGGGUUCUCCAUUGUUGUAAUUCCAUUUAUUCUGUUUAUUUUGUAGCUGUUUUUUUUUCUCUGAUGUUGUAUAUUGUUGUAUCAAUAGUGACAAUGUUACUGAGGAUCAUCUUGGUCCAGCUGCCCUAGUGAAGGAAAGGACAGCUAAGUUUACUGAGAA